AUGAACGCCAAAAGCUUGAACAUGUGCACUGAGAGUCUGGGAAGCGAAACGGGCAGCGACCACAUUUGCGAGAGCUGCUGCAUGGAUGAAUGCUCUUCUUCGCUGUUCUUGUUGGAGAAACAGAAAUACCAACAAGGGUUUUCAAAGUCUUAUGGGUUCAAGAAAAUGAAGGGGAAGAAGGGCAGUUUUCCACCUCCCCUCACUUCAAUAAGCCGCCUUGAGGGUGUUCAAGUUAGGCCUUUCCGUGAAGAGGGUCGCUUAGUGAUCAAAGCUGUGAAUAUAGCAACUACUCCUGCCUCUUACUUCCACACCCACCGCUCCAAUGGGAGGCUUACGCUUUCCCUCACAAAACCAGAGCAUCUUCAAAGCCAACAAGAAGAAGAUGAUGAAGAAAGUGACGCAAAUUUGAGGGGAGAGGUUGCUCCAUUUUGCUAA
Messenger RNA from Ipomoea nil (Japanese morning glory), 435 nucleotides. RefSeq names its product protein FANTASTIC FOUR 3-like. The coding region runs from base 1 to 435 and encodes 144 amino acids. The transcript has a single exon. The record is from RefSeq and is a predicted model, not a curated record. Lineage: Eukaryota; Viridiplantae; Streptophyta; Magnoliopsida; Solanales; Convolvulaceae.